Molecule: messenger RNA, 949 nt
Organism: Hordeum vulgare subsp. vulgare (domesticated barley)
Lineage: Eukaryota; Viridiplantae; Streptophyta; Magnoliopsida; Poales; Poaceae
Product: gamma-gliadin-like
Exons: 1
Coding region: 64-762 (232 amino acids)
Source: RefSeq, a predicted model, not a curated record
AACUUUACACACCAAGAUCAGAAACAUCUAUUCCAAGCAAGCAAUAGUAACCAAAAAUCCAACAUGAAGACGUUCCUCACCUUUGUCCUCCUUGCCAUGGCGAUGAGCAUCGUCACUACCGCUAGGCAGCUAAACCCUAGCCACCAAGAGUUGCAAUCACCACAACAACCAUUUCUGAAACAACAAUCAUAUCUGCAACAACCAUAUCCACAACAACCAUAUCUACCGCAGCAACCAUUCCCCACACCCCAACAAUUUUUCCCCUAUCUACCACAGCAAACAUUUCCCCCAUCCCAACAACCAAACCCCCUACAACCACAACAACCAUUCCCCCUGCAACCCCAACCACCACAACAACCUUUUCCUCAGUCCCAACAACCAUUCAGCUGGCAACCACAACAACCAUUUUCCCAGCCCCAACAACCAGUUCCCCAACAACCACAACAACCGUUCUCCCAGCAACCACAACAAAUAAUUCCCCAACAACCACAACAACCAUUCCCCCAGCAACCCCAACAAAUACAUCAAACUUUUCCUCAGCCCCAACAACCAUUCCCAUGGCAACCACAACAACCAUUUCCCCGGCCCCAACAACCAAAUCCCCAGCAACCACAACAACCUUUCCCCCGGCAACCACAACAAAUAGUACCCCAGCAACCACAACAACCAUUCCCUCAGCAACCACAACAACCUUUUCCUCAGCCCCAACAACCAUUCUCUUGGCAACCACAACAACCAUUUCUCCAGCCCCUACAACUAUAGCCCCUGCAAGCACAACAACCAUUCCCCUUGCAACCUCAACUACCAUUUCCGCAACCCCAACAACCAAUUGGACAGCAACCAAAACAACCACUCCUGCAGCAACCACAACAAACAAUUCCCCAGCAACCACAACAACCAUUCCCCCUGCAGCCGCAACAACCAUUCCCCCAACAACCACAACAACCAC